GAAAGUUCUUCUCUAAUGGUCUCUUAAGGACACCUUAUAUUGAGACAAUGUCGAACAACACCAGAGAGACGGGUGUCUGCCAGUCUGAUCAUUUGAACAGAUCUCAUCAUGAUGCCAGUCUAAUUAAUCCCGGCCCUCCAGCACAGUACCGUCUGGACACAGAAAGAAAAAACUUUGAUGGGUCUGAUGGAAAGGUCAGACUGUGGACAUAUGGACGAAAAGACAGAAGAAAGCAAAACAAAGUCAUACUGAUGGUGGGAGAAACCGGUACUGGAAAGACCACCAUCAUCAACACCAUGAUCAACUAUUUACUGGGGGUGAAGUUUAAGGAUGAAAAGUUUUAUGAGAUCACAGAAGAACAAGAACAAAAAGAUCAAACUAAAUCCCAAACAUCUGCAAUCACUGUCUAUGAGGUGUUUGAUGAUGAGAACCCAAUAUCUCUCACCAUUAUUGAUACUCCAGGAUAUGCAGCCACUGAAGGAUUUGAGAAAGAUGGAGAGGUUGCUGAAUAUCUGACCAAAUUAUUUUCAAGUGAGUUUGGGAUAAAGUUUAUUGACGCAGUUUGUUUUGUGAUGAAGGCGUCUCAGAAUCGUCUCUCUGGAAAAGAGUUUUACAUCUUCCACUCAGUUCUGUCUCUGUUUGGACAAGAUAUAGAGAACAACAUUGUGUUCUUACUCACACAUUCAGAUGGAGGACCACCAACAAAUGCAAUAAAUGCCAUUAACACAGCUGAAAUCCCCUGCAGAAGAGAUGAAGACAAUCAGCCUGUUCAUUUCUUAUUCAACGGCCGUCAGAAAGAGAAAAGAGACAACAAGUAUAAUCAUGUUUUUAAAUCAGCUUGGGAACUGGGAGAGGAAAGCAUGGGUCAGUUAUUUUCACUACUGGAUGAAAACAACAGAAAAAGUCUCAAGAUGACUUUAGAUGUUCUGAUAGAGCGGAAACGACUCGAGGCCUGUGUCUCCAACCUGAACGAGCGAAUUAAAGAGAAGGAGAUAAAAACGGAAGAACUGAGAGAGAUUCAGAAAGUCCUCGAACAGAACAGGGAAAAAAUAAAGAAUUGUGAAAACUUUGAGUUUACAGUCAACAGAGUUUACAAAGAAAAAGUCCCCAUUGAGAAUGAAUGGUGGUGGAACAGUAAAGCGACCUGCUGCACUGACUGUGAGGAGAACUGUCAUCUGUACGGCUGCUCGUGGGUCCCUCCCAAUAAUCUGUCAUGGUGUCAUGUCAUGAAAAACAACAAAUGUACUGUGUGUACAGGGAAGUGUCAUUACACCAAACAUGUCAAAGAGAACAAAAAAUAUGUGAUAAAGACAGAGAAAGUCACUCUGACAUUUAAUGAUUUUAAAAAGGAGUAUGAAAGCGCUGGUGACAAGCCUGAGACCAAAUCUGACAAAGAAGAAUAUGAAAAGAUUAAAAAUGAACAUGAAAACAACAUGAAACUGGAGGAGGAGAAAACAGACAUAGAGAAGAAAAUUAUCAGACGACUGGCAGAAAUUGAACAAGAAAAGUCCAAACUGGUGGAUGAAGCUUACAGCACCAUCAUGAAUCUGUGUAAGAUUGCACUGAAAGCAGACAGCGCGUUCACUCUUCAGUAUCUGGAUUUCUUGAUUCCCAGACUGAAGGAGGACGGAAAAGAGGAAUGUGUGAAGAAUCUGGAGGAUCUGAGGAAAGCUGCAGACGAGGAGAAAAAUAAGGGAGCUUUACGUCAACUGAGAGAAUAUAGUGGACGAAAAUUUAACCAAUUUGUCAAUUUCGUCUCUCGUAAAAAGGAAUAAAAUGAAACUAAUAUUUUACACACAAGAUGAAAAAUCAGAACGGAUGUUUCAUGAGACUGUUAAUAAUUCUUUCACAGGUGUAUCUGAAACUUUAUACCGAUCAGUUAUUUGGAUUUUACUCUAAACACUCAAUUAAGCAUUAAUUUAGUUAUAGUCUACCUGUGAAACGAUUAGGAAUAUAAUAUAAUAUAAUAAAAUAGAGAAUUGUUGGUUGCAAAUGGAUAAAAAUAAGUGCAGAACAUUGUUAUGGAGCAUGUGUGACAUGGACGGGUUAAGCCACUUUGUAAACUAACUUUUGCAUUAGACAUCCGGUAAUUUGAACGUGAUGAUAUUCGAAUUUAUGCAAACAACAUAGUGCGACAUCAUAUGAAAUAGCCAACUCAUAAAUUAUGUAUUAAUUUUCAUGAGAUUGGGUUGGUCAAGAUCACGAUCAAAGAACAUUUCAAAUCAGUAAUCAAAUGUCAUAAAUUAUUUACCUCAUAUUACGCUGAAACACACAAUUUUCCAGGCUUGUGUAGCUAAUGCGCAUGCGUGUUAGCAGGUUGAUUGACAGGUCAUAUCUAUAUCUAAAAGGUGAUUGGCUCUUUUAACUGUAAGGCGGGACUUCCUUUCUACAUCCGUUGACCGUUGGGCGCUCAGAGCUCCUUGGUUGAGUGUUCAAAUUUCUCCCAUUUAUUUUAAUAGAAGUGUCCCGUCUCUGCUAAAUAAUCUCUGGAAACAUUAAUUAGGCUCAAAUACAAUUAUUUUUAAUGACUGUUCAUUUUACUUUAGAAAUACUUUGAUGUGACAUCACACUUUAAAAACGAAUACAAUGUUCAUACGUACUGAUAGAUUGUUGCAUCCAUAAACCAAUUUUAAUAUGAUACAAAAAUAUAAUUUUCCCAUGAAGACACUUGUAAGUGAAAAACUGAAAGUGAAAAAAAAAAUAUAUAUAUAUAUAUUUUUACCCUGAGAACUUGUUUUGCUGAUGAGUGUUAAAAGUUCUCAGGCAUUGUUCAAUGUGUGCUCCAGCCUGCUUAAAUAUAAUCUGUGAUGCGUGAUUUAUUUUGAGAUUUUGUAGGUUUGUUUUGGCAUGGAUCUGCAGUAAUAUGGUUCCUGUAAUAGAAGAUCUUUGCAGUAAAUGGGUUGCAGUAAUGGCAAUGAUAAAAGAAUAGCAGCUUAAUUUUAAGGUGGUGAUGUCAUCUGGAUGUGAGGAAGUGGAACGACAAGCUCAGAUGUUAAACUUGAGCAGUUCACUGUAGAUGUACUGAAGAUUUUAUAUCUGGGUCUCUUUCUAUGUAAGCCGAUUAACAAAUAAAAAAUAAUGACAUAUGUUCGAACAUCUAAUCAUGUUAAUGAUAAGAAUAAUUAAAUCCAGACAGAAAUUUAAACUGAACACUUGAACCAUCAGAUUUAUGAGACAAGUGGAUUUUGACCUUUGAUUAUUAGCAACACUGAUUUGUUCUUUCGAUGAAAAUCAAUUAUUACUUUGUUAAAUAAAUAAAUAAAAAGUUUGCCUUAAAUGCUGUGACAGAAAUCUUUACUCACAUGUCUAAAUUUGGUCAGAUCGAUCAAGUCACACAUGGAGCUUGUGUUCACAGUGAAGCACACAGGAGAAAUGUUGUUAAUGGUAGUAAAAGAUUAUUAAUUCUAUCAAUGUUUACCAACUAUGUCUGAUCUUCAUGGGAUGCUCAAUAUUUUGUUUAGUUGUUUCUAUUAGUUUGCUUUAUGCUUUUGUGUAAUCAGUCAUUGUCCAUAAGCUGAAAUGCAUUCAAGAAGUUUUAUCACAUUUUUACACACUCUUCUGUUCAUGUUUAAAGAAAACAGCAACUUAUUAUCUUCACUUAUUGUCAUUUUAUAUUAUUAUUUGUAUAGCGCUUUUCACAACACACAUCAAAGCUGGGUUUUUUGUUGUUCCUCUUGCUGGUUUAGAACAGUGUUUCCCAACCACUAGUGUGCCGUGGGAAAUUGUCAGGAGCCUUGGAAAAUGAUCAAAAGUGCAUGAAAAAAAAAAUUAAUUUCAAGGAAACAAACUCAUCACCUUACAGAGAAAUUCACCGUUUUAAAACCAUAAUCGUUCAGUUUUGUGAAGAGCAAUGAUUAAUGUGCAAAAGUUAUAUUUAUACACGUAAAGGGUCAUCACAUGACCCGCGUCUAUGAAGUCUAUGAAGUGACGUCACACCAAAGUGUUUUUGCUUCACCAAUAAUGUCUUUGAGAUAUUGAGCAACAAGUAAUAUUUAAAAACUGUCCAUAAUUUCUUUUAAUUAAAUAUUACCUUAUAGUUUAUGAAUAUCAGAGACCCCAGUAAAUGAACUCAUUUAAAUUCAGCAAGAAAACGCUUCGACCUAAACAUAAAUGAGUCCUUUUAUUACUUUCUGCUACAAAACAACUGCAAGCUUUUGUUCUUUCUUAUAUAUUUUCAAAGUUUAUUGUGCACGCCUCCCGCUUUUUUACGUGGCAAACUGGUAAAAUCGCCCCUCUGUGACACUUUCUGCAACUCUUGUCAUGUGGAGGGCGAUGCGGUACUUGACGCUGGAUUCAGUCUCCAGAACCAAAUUAUAACUGCCAUGAGAAGUCGUCUGUCCAAGACAAAGACGCAAAAUCUAAUGACAAUGUCCUCAGCAUCAGUCUGUCUUGAUGUAUUUGAUUACGCACAGACGAGUUUAAGUCGAUGCGGAUCAGGAGGAAGAUUUGAGUUGUUGAUUGAGUUCUGUUCAGUUCAUUCUUUACGUGUUUUGUUCAUAUUUUAAUCGUAUUUGUUUUUUGUAAUAUUGUGUUGCUCAUAUGUCGUGUUUUAGUGGCCUCCACUGUCACUACGGGGGAAAAACAUUCAUCUGCUUCUCUGUUGUUCAUCUGUUCUCCUCAUAAAUAAAUACAUGUAUAAUCUGCUGUAUGCUCAUCCUGUAAGUUCAUGAUUAAUAAAUGAAAAUAAAAAUUAAAUAAAAUAAAAGCUAUUAAAUGUCUUAUUAUCAUUAAAAUAUGAAAAUUAAAAUGACGGGUAAUAAAGGAUUAUGACAGAAUUUUUAUGUCCCUGUCCAUCAAAAUGACAGACGAUGAGAAAGUCUAACGCAAGCACUUAUGUGACUGUUUUGUUUUUUUUGCCUAGCCGAAUUUUAAACAUUACAAAGACGCAACUAAGCUGGACAGAAAACAUUUAUUGUUACAACCUCUUGAAAACGAAAAAUAUUGACAAUGGUCAGGGGCGUAGCACCAAAUUUUGGGCCCUGGGUACAAACCAUCUUGCUGGGCCCCCGUACCAAAUAUGUAUGUAUAGAAAACUGACUUCUAAGGGGCCCCCCCUGCCUCGGGCCCUGGGUACUCGGUACCCUUUACCCCCCCAGUCCGACGCCCCUGACAAUGGUUAUCCUAUUGUCACGAACACCGGUGAAGGCGCCUCCCCCUUCAGCCACCGGAGAUCGGAUUCACCGGAGUAUUGACCUUAAAGACUACAUUUCCCAUAAGCCUGCAUGCCUAUGUCUGAUUAUGAUACAGCUGUUCCUUGUUGUCUCUUCCCUAUUUAAAUCAUGUCUGUUUACUCCUUCAUUGCGAAGUCUUGUUUGCUCCGGCUACAUUACCAAGCGUUAUCCUGUUUAUACUUAUAUAUACACCGUGUACCAACCUUGCUUUGUUUUCCGACCACGUUUGUUUGCCACCUGCCCUGUUGAUACUAUAGAGAUUGCUAAUGUGACGUCAUCGUGAUGUAUUACCAGUGGUGAACGCAAAGCAUUUUGGGAAUCCGCGGCACAAACAGAAGGCGCCAGACUUGAUUGCAUGGAUGGAACGCAGUGUUCAAGAUGCCGUCUACCUGCUGUUUUAUAAACUGCAAUAGUCGUUCUCACGAUAGAAGUGGCAUAAAGCUUAAGAACGGAAAAUCCUUUUAUCGUUUUCCAGCGUGGAAAAAUAAUAGUACAAGCCAUGUUUCAGAGGUGACAAAAAGUGCGACACAUGGAUAGCAGCAGUAAGGAGGCCCAAGAUUACCUUCGAUAACACUCCACCACACAUGAUGGUGUGUUCAAAGCAUUUUCACAAAGUUAAAUGACAGAGAGUAAUUGUAAAUGUUAUGUUGUGGGCAAAUAACCAGCGUGUUUUGUUUGAUUUAACCAGACCAUUAGAUUUGACGUUAGGCCAAAGUUAACUGUUAACUAGCAUGAAAUGGCUAGAAAAUUAGCUUAAGUUACCAAUGUACUAAAGCGUAACGUUAAUCGGUUUUAAAUGUUGUACAUCUAGGCUACAUAGCAAUUUAUUUGGUGACUGUGUUUGCAGGCAAACCUGCCUAUGAAAUGUUGGAGUGUGAUCCUGACUGGGCCUGGGAUAUGUGGUGCCUUGUGAGGGGGAGGAUAAGACUUUGCUGGAUAAAAUUGUGAUUGUGUGCUGUGCUUUGACCAAUAUGUGUCCAAGUAUUGUUGUGAAGCCGUCGUGUUAGAAUUAUACACCAUGCUCACAUCUAAUAUGUAAAUAUGUUUUUUUGUUUUUUUUCAAAAGAUUUUGUAAUGUCAGUUCUCACAUGUAAUGAU
Xyrauchen texanus (razorback sucker) is the source of this 6269-nucleotide messenger RNA. RefSeq lists its product as uncharacterized. The record is from RefSeq and is a predicted model, not a curated record. Bases 48 to 1775 code for a protein of 575 amino acids. Gene Ontology annotation, molecular function: GTP binding. The transcript is spliced from 3 exons. Lineage: Eukaryota; Metazoa; Chordata; Actinopteri; Cypriniformes; Catostomidae.